AUGGAUCAAAACAUCUUCAUUGUAGAGGAAGGAAAGGAGGACAUUGUUGAUGUUGCUCCCAAUCCUAAUAUGCCUUCUGCACCCUUGGAAUCACCAUUGGAUCAAGUCAUGCCCAUGGAAACAGAUGACUUGUGGUGUCAAGGGAGAAUGUCUCGGCCUAAUGGCCAUGAUCUGGGGAUAACCCCAGAGCCUCCCUCGAUGUCUGAUGAAAGGGCUAAUCAGAGUUCAACAUCUUUCCCAUUGGAUGAUCGCUCAGUUAAGAAGCCCAGGCAUAGGGAGGAUGAAACACUACCGGAGAAACUGACGCAGGAGCCACAGGUGACACUGGAAAGUGUCCGUCCACCACCGCAGCCAGCUCCACUGCCGGGAAUCAAUGUGCCCCAUCCCAUGAAUUUCAGAGAGAAGUUCUUUGGGGGGAAACUCCUGGUGUUCUUUGAUUUGUUUGGGGAGGAGGAAGAGAUCCCCAACCUUGAUGAAGAUGUGAUUUUGAUCAGGAAGGGUCCGAUUCAGAAAGUGGUGGUCCAUGACAGGGUGGAGGAGCUGCUGACGAAGAGGUGGAAGAAUGUGGUCGUGGUGAAGCUGAUGGGGCAAACAAUCACACUUGCACAAUUGCAAUACCGCCUAGAACGGAUGUGGCAAAACAAGGAUGGGUUCAUGGUGGUUGACAUGGAUUGUGGGUUUUUCAAUGUGAGUUUUGUAAACUCAGCUGAUGUUAAGAUGGUGAUGACAAAGGGACCAUGGCUUAUCGAAAACUCGUACCUCCACACACAGAUUUGGACCAACACCUUUGACGCCAAAAUAGCCAAGGUGAGGUUCAUGUUAGUCUGGAUACAACUCGUUAUAGGUGUUGGUGUUGGGCCAAUGACUAUAACAUCAGCCAAGGUGAGAAUUGGACCAACUCGUACCUCCUCACAUUGGCCAAUGCACCACUAUAACAACUCGUUCUUAAGAAGGGUUGGGCAGCUCGACGGCAAAGUCAUUCAUAUUGACCAUCAAAUAGACGCGAAGACGAGGAAAAUUUGCAAGGCUGGUGGUGGAACUGGAUCUCACCAAGCCAUUACGUUCGAAGUUUGA
Molecule: messenger RNA, 1074 nt
Organism: Oldenlandia corymbosa var. corymbosa
Lineage: Eukaryota; Viridiplantae; Streptophyta; Magnoliopsida; Gentianales; Rubiaceae
Source: the annotation of a GenBank genome assembly